This is a messenger RNA of Benincasa hispida (wax gourd), 1758 nucleotides long. Its product is annotated as putative magnesium transporter NIPA2. Lineage: Eukaryota; Viridiplantae; Streptophyta; Magnoliopsida; Cucurbitales; Cucurbitaceae. Gene Ontology annotation, cellular component: membrane. Gene Ontology annotation, molecular function: magnesium ion transmembrane transporter activity. Gene Ontology annotation, biological process: magnesium ion transport. The record is from RefSeq and is a predicted model, not a curated record.
AAAGAUACCAAAAGAAGCAAAUGAAUCCAUUGGAAAAGCGCGGCAAGAACACUUGAAAACCGUACUUGUAUUUCUAUUUUUCCCCAUUCACCCUCUCGAAUGCAAAAUUUAACCAAACCACAACUCACCCAACUCCUAGUCAAUCAAAUUUUCGAACCCAUCUCCAUCAAUGGCGGUUCUCGAAUCGAGUAGACCUUUUUCAGAAAUGGCGGUGGUGGGUUCAUAGCCUUUUAGGCUUUUUGGGCAGCCAAGAGGAAUUUGGAUUGGAUGUCUCUUGGCUCUGCAAAGAAGUUUGACUAAUCCUCAUAUUUCUGUUUAAGUUAUGGUGAUUUCAUCUGAUAAUGUUCGUGGGUUUCUUCUUGCUGUUUCUUCCAGCGUCUUUAUUGGGUCUAGUACUAUUAUCAAGAAGAAAGGUCUCAUCAAUUCAGGGGCUGCUGGAACCAGAGCAGCAUCUGGAGGCUUUUCCUACUUGUGCGAACCUUGGUGGUGGGCUGGGAUGAUAACUUUGAGUGUUGGGGAGACUGCAAACUUUGUUGCUUACGCAUAUGCUCCUGCGAUUCUUGUCACUCCCUUGGGGGCUUUGAGCAUUAUUUUCAGUGCAGUCCUAGCUCACUUUAUGUUGAAGGAAAAGCUGCAUAUCUUUGGAGUUCUUGGUUGUGUUCUUUGUGUUGUGGGUUCUACAACUAUUGUUUUGCAUGCUCCACUGGAAAAAAAGAUUGAAUCUGUUAAGGAAGUAUGGCAUCUUGCUACAGAGCCAGGAUUUCUGGUCUAUUCAUUCCUAGUAAUAGUUGUAGUUGUAGCACUCAUUUUUCGAUAUGCCCCACUCUAUGGCCAGUCCCAUAUGAUAAUAUAUGUUGGAAUCUGCUCUCUCAUCGGAUCUCUCACGGUUAUGAGUGUCAAGGCAGUGGCUAUUGCUGCCAAGUUGACAUUUGAAGGAAUGAAUCAAUUCAAGUACUUUGAGACAUGGUUCUUCACUGUGUUUGUGAUUGGCUGUUGUUUUUUGCAGGUGAUCUACUUGAACAAGGCUCUUGAUGCUUUCAACUCUGCUGUUAUAUCUCCAGUUUACUAUGUGACGUUCACAACUUUUACCAUCCUUGCAAGUAUGAUUAUGUUUAAGAAUUGGGACACACAAAGUGCAACACAAAUUGCAACUGAAGUUUGUGGAUUCAUCACCAUUCUUUCUGGCACUUUCCUCCUCCACAAAACAAAGGAUAUGGGAAAAGGUCCUGCCACUGAACCCCCUCUCUUCCAAACCCAAAACUAUCCUCAUCAAAAUCAAAAUCAAUAUAGCGGUAGAACGUUAUAGUUUAAAACCACACUAUGUCUGGAAGUGAUUUUUGAAAUUGUUAAAAUCAUUGUCAUGUUUAAAAUCACUCAAAAAAUACAUAUUUAAUCACUCAAAAUCGAUUCAAGGUUCAAUUUUACACUUUUAAUCACAUUUUUCGUACUAUUAAAAGUAUUUUUUGAGUGAUUUUGAAAAAUGACAUUAAUCAUUUUAAUCAUUUUAGAAUCACUCCUAGAUAUGUCAUUAGUUUUAACUAAAAGCUAAUUCAUUCUUUAGUUGCAUAUUAAUUAACUGAGAGUGAAUAUGAAUGACAUAGCUGCAAAAAUUGAUAAAAGCCUCCCUCCAUGUCCUUGGUCCUUGGCUUCCCUUUUUGCAACUCAUGGUGUAGCUCUAUUCUUGUGUAACUCAGUAUGAAAUUAGCUUCUAAUUAUGAAAAGUGAUAGUUAGAUUGUAGUUUGGAUUUUGGAAAUUCA